GAUUCUUCAAUGAUCAAGGGAACUCCGGUAAACAUCAUAGUCGGAUCACACGUGUGGGCUGAGGAUCCUGAAGUUGCAUGGAUCGACGGAGAAGUUGUAGAAAUCAAAGACAGAGAUGCUACAAUAGUUACCACAAAUGGGAGAACUAUAGUUGCAGAUGUCUCAAGCAUAUAUCCAAAAGACACAGAAGCACCACCAGCAGGGGUUGAUGACAUGACCAAAUUAGCUUACCUCCAUGAACCGGGAGUGCUUCACAAUCUUGCUUCUCGGUUUUCUCUCAAUGAGAUAUAUACUUACACUGGGAAUAUUCUAAUAGCGGUGAAUCCUUUCCGGAGACUUCCACACUUGUACGACAUCCACAUGAUGGAACAAUACAAAGGCGCAGCUUUUGGUGAGCUAAAUCCACAUCUUUUUGCCAUUGCAGACGCUUGUUACAGGGCAAUGCUACAUGAACAUGGAAGCCAAUCCAUCUUGGUAAGUGGAGAGAGUGGGGCUGGUAAAACAGAGACAACAAAAAUGCUUAUGAGAUACCUUGCAUUCAUGGGGGGCAGAUCUGGUGCUGAAGGAGGAAGAACAGUUGAACAACAAGUAUUAGAGUCCAACCCGGUCUUGGAAGCAUUUGGGAACAAAGGGAUUAUAAAAUUUACAUGACUGAAUGGUUGUACCAGUCGUUUUGGUAAAUUUGUAGAGAUCCAAUUCGAUAAGCAUGGGAAGAUCUCUGGAGCUGCAGUUCGAACAUAUCUUCUUGAAAGAUCGCGUGUUUGCCAAGUCUCUGACCCAGAGAGGAACUACCACUGCUUUUACAUGCUCUGUGCAGCCCCACCUGAAGAUGUGAAGAAAUUCAAACUAGGAGACCCAAAAACAUACCACUAUCUAAAUCAAACCAAUUGUUAUGAAGUGGCAAAUGUGGAUGAUGCAAGGGAAUAUCUGGAGACCAGAAAUGCCAUGGAUAUUGUAGGAAUCAGCCAGGACGAGCAGAAUGCUAUAUUCCGUGUGGUAGCUGCAAUACUUCAUCUUGGAAACAUAGACUUCAUCAAAGGGAAUGAAACAGAUUCUUCAAAACUGAAAGAUGAGAAAGCACGCUACCAUCUUCAAACAGCUGCAGAGCUACUCAUGUGUGAUGAGAAAGCACUUGAAGACUCACUUUGCAAGCGUGUGAUAGUAACUCCAGAUGGAAAUAUUACAAAACCACUAGAUCCAGCUUCAGCUGUCACAAGUCGUGAUGCCCUGGCAAAGACAAUAUACUCCAGGCUUUUUGAUUGGAUUGUAGACAAGAUAAACAAUUCAAUUGGCCAGGAUCCCGAUGCAAAAAGUAUAAUUGGAGUCCUUGAUAUUUAUGGUUUUGAGAGCUUCAAGAUCAACAGUUUUGAACAGCUGUGCAUCAAUCUAACAAAUGAGAAGUUGCAACAGCAUUUUAAUCAGCAUGUAUUCAAGAUGGAGCAAGAGGAGUACACAAAAGAGGAAAUCAAUUGGAGUUAUGUCGAAUUUGUAGAUAACCAAGAUAUUUUGGAUCUUAUUGAGAAGAAACCUGGGGGUAUAAUUGCUCUUCUUGAUGAAGCCUGUAUGUUUCCCAAGUCGACCCACGAGACAUUUGCACAAAAGAUGUACCAGACAUAUAAAAAUCACAAACGCUUUAGCAAGCCAAAACUUGCUCAAACAGACUUCACAAUUAACCAUUAUGCUGGAGACGUUACUUACCAAGCUGAUCAAUUCCUAGACAAGAACAAGGAUUAUGUUGUAGCAGAACAUCAAGCUCUAUUAGAUGCCUCGAAAUGCAAUUUUGUUGCAAAUCUCUUCCCUCCUUUACCUGAGGAAAUGUCAAAACAGUCCAAAUUCUCAUCCAUUGGUACCCGCUUCAAGCAACAGCUACAAUCUUUAAUGGAAACCCUGAGUACAACAGAACCACAUUACAUCAGAUGUGUGAAGCCCAAUACAGUUUUGAAACCUGGAAUCUUUGAGAACAUCAAUGUCUUAAAUCAGUUAAGAUGCGGGGGCGUACUAGAGGCAAUUAGGAUAAGCUGUGCCGGAUAUCCAACAAAAAGAAGAUUUGAUGAGUUCCUUGACCGCUUUGGGAUGUUAACUCCAGAUGUUUUGGACGGAUCUGACGAAAAAUCAGCAUGCAUUGCCAUCUGUGACAGGAUGGGCUUAAAGGGUUACCAGAUUGGGAAAACAAAGGUGUUUCUUAGAGCUGGACAGAUGGCUGAAUUAGAUGCUCGAAGAACUGAAGUUGUCGCUAGUGCGGCAAGGCACAUCCAAAGGCAAAUCCGAACACAUCUCACCCGAAAAGAAUUCAUCACCCUAAAACGGGCUACAAUUCAUUUGCAGAAACUUUGGAGAGCACAACUUGCACGUAAGCUGUAUGAAUAUAUGAGAAAGGAAGCUGCUUCAAUCCAAGUACAGAAACACGUGCGUGCUCACACAGCAAGAAAAUCUUACACAAACUUGCAGGCAUCAGCAAUAGCUAUUCAAACUGGAUUGCGAGCAAUGGCAACUCGCAAUGAAUACAGACACAGAAGAAGAAACAAGGCCACAACUAUAAUUCAGACUCAAUGGCGAAGAUACCAUGCUGUUUCUGUUUAUAACCACCAGAAGAAAGCAACUCUUAGACUUCAAUGUCUCUGGAGAACAAAGGUUGCAAGGAAGGAGCUUAGAAAGCUGAAAAUGGAAGCAAGAGAAACAGGGGCACUUAAGGAAGCGAAGGACAAGCUGGAGAAGCGUGUUGAAGAGCUAACAUGGCGGCUAGAAUUUGAAAAGAACUUGAGGAUUGAUUUUGAAGAAGCAAAAGGACAUGAAAUUGAAAAACUACAACGUGCCUUAAGUGAAAUGCAAGGGCAACUAGAUGAAGCAAAUGCUGCAGUCAUUCACGAGAAGGAAGCAGCAAAAUUGGCAAUUGAACAAGCCCCACCAGUCAUCAAAGAGGUACCAGUUGUGGACAACAGCAAGGUGGAGGAACUGACACUUCAGAAUGAGGAACUGGAGGGUGAGAUAAGAGAGCUAAAGAAGAGGGUUGAGGAAUUUGAGCAGAAAUAUUCUGAAGUUGAAAACGAGAGCAAAGCAAGACUAAAAGAGGCAGAAGAUUUACAGCUGAAAACUUCAGAGCUACAAGAGACCAUUGAAAGAAUAGAACUGAACUUGUCCAACCUUGAGUCUGAGAACCAGGUUCUACGUCAGCAGGCUUUGGUUGCAUCAACAAAUGAGGACCUCUCUGAGGAAGUGAAAUUACUCAAGAGCAAGGUUGGAGAUUUGGAGUCAGACAAUGAGUUGCUCCGGAGCCAAAAAGUCACUGUGGAGCAAAUAACUACUCCUGAACGGGUACAGCUGCAAUCCAAGUAUUUUGGCAAUGGGCACCACAGAGAAGAGGAGCGUCACCAACCAUUUGAAGUACAUUAUCAAACUGCAAAAGAAUCGGAGCCUCUUUCCCCCCACCUAACUAAACAAAGAUCCCUAACAGACAAGCAGCAGGAAAACCAUGAUGUAUUGAUCAAGUGCCUCAAGGAAGACAAGAGGUUUGACAAGAGCAUACCUGUUGCUGCCUGCAAUGUGUACAAAGCACUUCUCCAAUGGAGAUCUUUUGAAGCAGAGAAGACAAAUAUAUUCGAUAGGAUUAUCCACACAAUCCGAUCAUUUAUAGAGAAAGGUCAGGAUAACAUUAAGGAUCUGGCAUAUUGGCUCUCAACAACUUCUAGCCUUUUGUUUCUUCUACGAAAUACAAUCAAGGCAAGCAAUGCACCUAAUGCGGCUUCACAUCGAAAUCGAACCUCACCCACAACCUUGUUUGGUAGAAUGGCACAAGGUCUCCGUUCAUCGUCAAUGGGCAUGGGAAUUUCCAGUGGGUACAGUGGAAUGGAGGGAAACACAGUGGCACAAUCAAAAAUAGAGGCUAAAUACCCCGCCCUACUAUUUAAGCAACAUCUGACUGCAUGUGUUGAGAAAAUAUAUGGUAUGAUCCGUGAUAGCAUAAAGAAAGAGAUUAGUCCAUUCUUGAACUUGUGCAUUCAGGCACCAAGAAUGACAAGAGCCAGGGCAAUCAGAGGUUCAUCUAAAAAUAUCCAUUCAAGUAUAGUUGCAAAACAACAGGCAUCAAGCAUACACUGGCAAAGUAUUGUCAACAACUUGGAUCAUACCUUGAGCAUCCUAUCAGAAAAUCAUGUCCCCUGCAUAAUCACAAGGAAAAUCUUUGGUCAGGUAUUUUCAUUCAUAAAUGUCCAGCUUUUUAACAGUUUAUUGCUUCGGCGUGAGUGCUGUUCAUUCAGCAAUGGAGAAUAUGUAAAGGCUGGUUUGCAUGAACUGGAACAGUGGUGCAAUAAAGCAACAGAUCAGUUUGCUGGAUCAUCAUGGGAUGAACUCCAACAUAUAAGGCAAGCUGUAGGAUUUCUGGUUUUGCAUCAAAAGCCUAAAAAAUCACUGGACGAGAUCACAAAUGAACUCUGCCUGAUGUUGAGCAUUCCACAAAUAUAUCGCAUUGGAACUAUGUUUUGGGAUGACAAAUACGGAACCCAAGGAUUCUCUUUAGAGGUACUUGGAAAAAUGAGGGCACUGAUGGCAGAAGAUUCAAUAAUCAUGCCAAAUAACUCUUUUUUGCUUGAUGUGGACUCAAGCAUACCUUUCUCUAUGGAAGAGAUAUCCUGAACCUUGCUUGAUAUCAGCAUAUCCAACGUGGAUCCACCACCCCUUCUCCAUCAAAGAUCUGUUUUUCAUUUCCUGUUGCAGCCAACAGAUUGAGAUUUUACUUUUUUUCUAUUCUGAUUUUACAAGAGAAAGGAAAAUUCCCAUUUUUUGUUUUUGGUUUUUUGGGUGAGAGGAUGAGUAAAUGAGUGCUCUGAAUGUAAUUUUUUAGCCUUCUAUGUUAUUUUUUUAAAUUUUUUUUUUUUUCGUUCUCACCUUCAGAAUACACGAUGAUUUUUCAAUUGUUUUUCAUUCAAUAGUCUCUUGGAAUUGGGCUGUUGAAUUGAUUGUUGUAUAGAGGACAAUAAUUAUUCAAAUUAAAUAUAAGCGAGAAUAAUUUUUUUGCUCU
Camellia sinensis is the source of this 5014-nucleotide messenger RNA. The record is from RefSeq and is a predicted model, not a curated record. Lineage: Eukaryota; Viridiplantae; Streptophyta; Magnoliopsida; Ericales; Theaceae.